GUGAUAAAAAAAAGUAAAAAGUAAAUAAUAAUGGCUGUAGAGGGUGAAUUGUUUUCUCAAUCUGAUUGGAGAAAAAGUAUUAUUUCUCAAAUACAAAAAAGAAAUAAGGACGAAAAUCAUAAAUUCCACGAUCUGAUCUUGUUUCAUAACCGUUUGUUUGACAACUGGACAGCACUGCGCCAUGAAAACCUGCAGCUCACGAUUCAGAACGAGAAACUGCGAGUGGAGGGGAGCGGGAGUGGGGGUAGCGCCAACGAAACGAAAAUCUCGAUUCUGGAACAGAAACUGCUGAAUCAGCAAGAAGAGCUGACUGAGCUGCACAAGCGACGCGGCGAAAAGGCGCAGCUCAUCAACGAUCUCAAGGACAGCUUGAAAGAGAAGGAGAAGCAGAUCAGCGAACUCGAGGAGAGGUUAGCAGGGAGUUCAUCCGAAUGUAACAGAUUUCGUGCCGAAAUUGAGAUGUAUAAUGUUAAUAGGAAGAACUUGGAAGAUUUGAAUCUGCAUGUUAAAGAUGAACUUCAUGCUUUGCAAUUGGAAUUUGUGCAUCUUGAAGCAAAGCUACGCAAAACACAGGAUGAAAAUGCUAGGUUACUUGAAAAGUUGAUGAAAUAUAAAACUAAGGACGCCGAAAAAAUGAAUGAAGAAAAUGAAAACUUUCUCAGUGACAUAUUUAAAUUCGUUACCAGGCACAGAAAUGCAAAAAUGCAAAAGGAAAUAGAGGACGCAGUCAAAGAGCCGAGAGGCCUUUCGCCGGAACAAGUAUUCAACAUGCCCAUUUCAUCGGCUAUACCCAAGAAACCGAUUUUGAAAUUUGACGCCCAUGACGGUGAGGUGGAUGCAGUGAAAUGGAGUCCAGUAGACAGACUUGUGGCUACCGGAGGUGGCGACCGCAAAGUCAAGCUAUGGGAUGUCUCAAAUGGUAUUCUGGAGCCUCGAGGCAUUCUGCUGGGCAGCAACCGGGGCGUGAUGAGUGUGGACUUCGACUCGACCGGCACGGUCAUCCUGGGCGCAUCCAGCGAUCAGGCCACGCGCGUCUGGACCGUCGCCGACCAACGACUAAGGCACACUCUGACUGGGCACAGCGACAAGGUGAUGGCAGCCAAAUUCAUUGGAGAGGCAACCAAAGUGGUCACUGGCAGUUAUGAUAGAACUUUGAAAAUUUGGGACCUAAGAGGAAGGGCUUGUCAACACACAAAAUUCGCUGGAUCCAGUUGCAACGACUUGGUGACCAGUGAUGGUUCGGGAUCCACCAUAAUCAGCGGCCAUUUUGAUAAGAAGAUUCGAUUCUGGGAUACAAGAACUGAAAGCUUGGAGAAUGUCGUUCAACUCAAUGGCAAAAUCACAUCUCUGGACAUAUCUAAAGAUGGAAGAUUUCUCCUGGCGUGUGUUCGUGAUGAUACACUGCGAAUUAUUGAUCUGAGAAAAUCAAAUACUUUAUUACAUACACUGAGUGAAGAUGGACUGAAAAUCAGCUGUGAUUGGGCGAGAGCAGUGUUCAGCUCGGAUGCCAAACAGGUGGCGGUUGGCUCCAGUGAUGGAUCUGUGUUCGUCUUGGAGACAACCACCAAUAAGGUCGAAGUUGUCCUCAAGGAUGAGCAUAAGGCAGCUGUGACGGCUGUAGCGUGGCACCCGUAUGCAAAUUUCAUCGCCAGUGUGGGACGUAACAGACAAGCAGUGGUUUGGGCCGAUUUGUGAUCCACCAAAAGCAAUCUAUCUGGGACAGCUCUCAUGUUUCUCGACUAUUUUUAUAUAAAAGUGACUUCCAUUUAUACACUUAUAUUCACUAAUCCAUCUAUUGUCUUAAUUAAAUGUUCAAUACGCUUUAUAAGUUGAAGGAGUCUUGAUGAGCUAGUAGGAGUGUUGACAGAAAUCCAGGGGUAAUGGAGAAGUUGGUGAAGGUAUAAAAUAUUUCUCUGUUAAGCUGCGUUCACACCAAAGCUGUCAGAAAAAUGUUUAUUUUUCCGUCCUUAGAGAUUCUAUUAGAUUGAACUUAACUUAUCAUAAAUCAUACUUAUCAUAUUAAUCAUAUGUGGAUACACAUGAUGAAUAUAUGUGUUUGUCAAGCUCCGUUCUAUCUAAUAGAAUCUAUUAGGACGGAGAAAUAAACAUUUUGUUGACAACUUUAGUGUAAAUGCAGCUUAAUCAUGAAAACAUGAUUCAUGUUUCUAGCAAAAGAUAACAUGAAUUUGUACAAGAUUUACCAUGACUUGAAGGGAUUUGGAGAUUUAAUAACUAAGUUAGUUUCAACAUGAAAGGACUCAAAUACAUUAUUCAGAAACAAAUAAUCAUUAACAAAUUAGAUACAAUAACAUUAUUUUUGACUAGACCUAACUUGACAGUAUUUGAAUAUUUAGGGCCUGAUUUCGAGCUCGGGAUUUGGCUACGUUCUAGAAUCUAAACAGCUGGAGUCAGAAAAUUGGCUUUCCGAAACGGGGCGUAGUCAUAGUCACGUUUGAAUUAAAUUUUCAAAAACUAAAAAAAUCA
Molecule: messenger RNA, 2484 nt
Organism: Nilaparvata lugens (brown planthopper)
Lineage: Eukaryota; Metazoa; Arthropoda; Insecta; Hemiptera; Delphacidae
Gene: Atg16
Product: autophagy-related protein 16-1
Exons: 12
Coding region: 31-1695 (554 amino acids)
Biological process (GO): autophagosome assembly
Cellular component (GO): autophagosome membrane
Molecular function (GO): protein binding
Source: RefSeq, a predicted model, not a curated record